AUGGCCAAAAGAUUGCGUGUGAGUCUGGAGGAUGAAGGGCAAACCGAUCCUUCUCUGGCCCGGCUGGACCGGUCGGUUCGAGCUAUCCUGGAGAAGCUCGACAUGCCGUCUCUCGAAUCGUUCGGACCAGGAGGAUCAUCGGCGCCAGGAGCAAUGUCCUUACCGGCGACGGGAACGGCAAAGACGACACGAGAAAACUCGCGCGAGAAUUCGCCUCACCCGGAAACCAAGAAUGACAUCGCCAGUGCACCCAUGGAGGGUCUGUAUGAGGCGACCCAUCUCAGCGCCCUGAGAUCUCGAACGGGCGGACCACCGACCGAGAGACGACUACGCAAGAACUUUGAAUCCGACCUCAUCGCCCAAGGGGUGAUCACCAUUGACGAAGCGGAGAGAAUGUUGAAUCUAUUCAAAACCUCAUUAUCUCGAUACUUAUACAACGCGACCGUCUCCCCCGACAGAACGCUCCACAGCAUCCGCUCGUCGUCGUCCCUCCUCUUCACUUCCAUCAUGGCCGUGUCGUCACUCCACAUCCCGGGGAUGGAAGACAUCCACAACCGGAGCCACCGGGCACUCCGCGACCUCAUCGCCUCGUCCAUGUUCGACCGGUCACACACGCUCGAGGACGUGCGGGCGUUGUGUAUCGCGGCGUUUUGGUUGCCGGACCUCUCGUGGAAACUGUCCGGCCACUGCGUGAGGAUGGCCACCGAACUCAACCUCCACCAGGCGUUCUUCAAGGCGUUCCACUCGCCGUCCCCACCGGAAGACCGAGAGGAGACCUUGGAACGUGCGCGGCUGUGGUACCUCCUCUACGUGCUGGACCACCACUUCAGCAUCGCCUACGGCCGACCCCCCGUGACGACGGAGAUGCAGGCGAUCCGAGAGACCGACGUUUUGUUGUCGUCCCCCGAGUGCACCCUCUCGGACCGACGGGUCAUCUCCCAGGUGGCCUUGUUCCGCAUCCUGUCUCGGGCCUACGACGCCUUCGGUCUCGAGGCCGGCCGGGCCCUGGGGGACGACGACGAAACACUGAUCAUCCACGCCCGGUUCCUGGACGACCUGGGGAGGUACCGCGAACACUUUCGGGCUCUGCUUCCCAUGGACGAGUUCGUCGGCGGUUACUCGGUCAUCGGGCUCGACCUCCACUACCACUUUUGUAGUAUGUUGUUGAACUCUCUGGCGCUCCGGGGUCGAUCCAUGACCUCCAUCGGAGCCCUCCCACACCGUCUCCGACCCCUGGCCUUUCACGCAAUCGAAUCGGCCCAUCAGAUCUUGGAGAUCGUACUUGGUGAACCAGACCUCCGCCGAGCUCUCGUCGGGGUGCCCCUGUACCUACACGCCAUGAUCGCUUUCGCCGUCGUCUUUCUCAUCAAGAUGUCGGCAGUAUGGGACGUAAUUGGUGUCAGCACAGACGCGCACGCGCGCACGAAACCUUUGAUCCAAGGGAUCAUCGUCACACUCCGUGAAUGUAAAGCCGGAAACAAUCACAUCUUGUACAAAAUGGCAACAGGGUUUCAAAGGUUGACGGAGAGAAAUACAAACAAUUCCUCAAGUGGGACAACAACGACAAACAAAAACUCGGGCCUCGACAAAACUUCUUCUCUCGGGGCAGCGACACAACAUCAUCACCUUUCAAAUCAAGAAUUUCCAGAUUCUUUGGCGGCUUUGGCGGCCGUCGCCAAUGGCCACGCUUCAAGACCUUCGAUCGAAUUUGGUAAUACUGCCACUCACUUCACUCCUACUUCGCAUCAUCAAGAUCUGAAUAGUAAUAAUGGGGCAUUCGAGACACAACAACAACCACAACCACAGCCUCCUUCUUACGGGUUACCUUCAUCGCACGUCGGAUCGGAUUGGCAACUUGACGAUGACAUGUUGUGGAACACAGUGGGGACCGAGUACGAUUUGUUGGCGAAUGCACCAGACACGGACAUGAAUUUUUACGCCUUUUGAUUUUUUUUUAUCUUUUUUUUUGAGGAAAAAAAGUACGAUUGUGCCUGCAUCAGGGCUAUGUAAGGGACGUACG
Messenger RNA from Exophiala oligosperma, 2020 nucleotides. RefSeq lists its product as uncharacterized. Gene Ontology annotation, biological process: regulation of DNA-templated transcription; DNA-templated transcription. The coding region runs from base 1 to 1947 and encodes 648 amino acids. Gene Ontology annotation, molecular function: zinc ion binding; transcription cis-regulatory region binding; DNA-binding transcription factor activity, RNA polymerase II-specific. Gene Ontology annotation, cellular component: nucleus. The transcript has 3 exons. The record is from RefSeq and is a predicted model, not a curated record. NCBI's taxonomy places the organism in Eukaryota, Fungi, Ascomycota, Eurotiomycetes, Chaetothyriales, Herpotrichiellaceae.